Medioppia subpectinata is the source of this 977-nucleotide messenger RNA. NCBI's taxonomy places the organism in Eukaryota, Metazoa, Arthropoda, Arachnida, Sarcoptiformes, Oppiidae. The record is from the annotation of a GenBank genome assembly.
AUUGUAUGCAAAAACAACUUAAUUAAACUAGAUUUACUUAUGUUUAUGCCGUAUUUUAAGUUAUAAAUACAGUUUAAUGCCUAAAAUAAUGUACCAAAAUCUCAACGAUGAGAAAGAAAAGAAAUACUUCGCUAACAAUACGGACAAAGAUUUUGCCUCAAAAUACGGCCACAAAUGCGGAAAAUUAUUCAAAAUAAUUAUCCCUUUAUUUAUCAUAAUUAUUGCAGUGAUAGCCGUAUUGAUAUACAUCACCUCUUAUGACAGCUUCAACACAAAUGGCGAUGAUUUCGAUGAAAUACGGAUCAAAAACGGCACAAAUCCGGAGAUAAUGGCCAGAAAAUCAUAUAAAGUGAAACAACGCGUCAUUUUGAAUGAGAAAUACUUUCGUGUUAAGGAUUGCGGUCACGCGUCGGACACAAUGUACCCGCAGUUCAUGUCCUUCGAGCCGACGCCUAUCAAUGUGUACCGAAAUAUGACAAUGAAUUGGCGAAUACUAUUGAAGUCUCCGUUGCAGUGGACGACACAAAUGGACGUACAGAUGGAGAAAGUGCUGUUCGGACUCGAUUGGCUCAAAAUUAAAAUACCAUGUUUUAUGGACUACUUUGGAUCAUGCAACUUCAAUUUCUGCAAAAUGAUGCAGCUCCAUUGGGACGAACAGAUGUGCGAUUACGUACAUACAAACUAUAAUAUCAGUUGCCAGUGUCCGGACACUUUCGCGCUCAACGUGUUUGAGUUGAAUGACUUUAAUUACUCGGUUAUUGUCGACCGCGUCAUGAAAUACUUUUCAUGGUUUGCUAAUGGCUGGUAUAAUCUAAACGUACGGAUUUACGACAAGGUAUCCAGACAGCAAGGAAUGUGCAUCAAGUUGCAUUUUAAUAUUGAUAACUCGGAUGACGAAUAGAAUUUAUUUUUUAAAAUUUAUUAAACUUACUUUACUUUCUUUAUUUCCAAAAUAUUUUAUUAAAUCUAAAAUACAC